GUGGACUUACUGUUGGUGUAUUAAAGGUGGGGCUAUUGAUCGUCUUGAGAAGACACGCCAGCAGAUGAGCUCUGAUCGGAGGAGUUGGAGCGCGUCAAAAGUUAGAGCGUCAAAAGUUGUUUCGAGAUGGUUAAAGAUAUAACUGUGUUUGCUGACGUGCAUAAAGUAUUUGAUGACGACUUUAGUGGAGUUUAUUUAACACCAUCAGACUACGAUCUCGUGGCGGCUGCUACUAGGCUAAAAAACCCACUGAUACAGACUGGUUUGGAGGCAGAACUAUCAGAGCCGCAUGAUUUCAACCAAAUCAUACCCCCUUCCGGCCGACAGGAGGUUGUCACGAGCUCUGCACGUCAUUUUGAAGCAACAAAAACGGCAGAGUUAUCAGAGUUACGUGAUAGCACUCAAAUCAUACUACCCUCCGGCCAGCAGACGGCUGUCACGAGCAUAGAGACGGAAGAGGGAGCAUCCACAGACAUAGAAUUGGCGGAUGCUUUAUCUGCUUACGAAGACCUUCCUCAAGAAUCGAUAAACAAAGUCAGAGUUAAGCGUUGUGGGACGGGGGUGCUUCAAAGAGCGAGAAAGAGCAGACGUGCAGCCUUCUACUCAACCACUAAGGAGCCUGAAUCGACAAACGAGAGCCAUCACCAUAAGACAAGGCGUGCUAUAAAGUGCAGUGGCAAUUGUGUUUACAAAAAACGGCUACAAGAAUGUUUUAAGGUAAUACGUAUUUUGACAGAUUUGGCUGAAUCAAGAUAGGUCUGAUUUUUUUUUCGUGUUGUUUAUAUUGUAAUUUCUAUCAAAAAGAAAUACAAUGGAUCAUGCUAACCUUACGUCAGCAGAGUCGGAUUUCUUAACAAACAUUGACGAAUUAGAUUUACAGCUACUUUGUGAUACACCUGAGCUAGAUUUGUCAAACAUUAACAAUGAUUUGCCGUCAACCAGUGCUUCUACAAGCCAAAUACCAGAUUUGGUCAACAUUGUAAACUGCCAUGCUGGAAGGGGGAGACACAGACAGUCCUGAUAUUCAGGCCCACUUACAAGCUGUCGUAAACGAGCUAAACAGUCAAAACCGGAAUGAUGGUAGCCAAAGUCCUACGCUGAUACCGUCACAACUGCUAAACAUGAUAGCAGAAUUAAACAACCAAGCUAACGGUAACAGCGGGCGCAACAGUCCUGAUAUUCCUGCUCAACUGUUAAACAUGAUCCAAAAUCUAAAUACGCAGCCUCUGAUUGACCGAAUGACCGUUAACCCUAUAGAUCAUAGGAUAGAUGCCUCUGUAAUAACUAGUAACAUGCCACCAUCAUUUCAGCCUAACAACUGCUCUGUUAUAAUCGAUCACGAGAUAGAUGUUAUUGACGACAACGCACCAGCGUUUCAAGACAUAGCCCACCAAUCUAACAGUGCUCCUGUAAUAACUAAUCAGCGCGGCGGCUCUGUUGUAGUAAAUAGACCGCAUUUCAAUAAUAUUGAGAUAAGGCGGCAUUUGAAUAUACCAACACAGGCAAACAGCAAUGAUUUUGCAACCUUUUACCUACAGAUUGAGGAAAGAAUAGAUGAAGUCUUGCGAGAGGUUGAUAUGCAAACACAGAGAGGUGACGUGAUUCAAAUCGAGUUAGUGGCUGGAAAUGAUAGGGCUCACGUUUACCCGCAAAAAAGCGAAAUAAACACUAUCCGUGAUAAUGUAUCAGAUCUGCUUGAACGUCUAGCUCAGGGGUGGGCAAACUUUUUGACUCGCGGGCCGAACUGGGUUCUAAAUUUGGACCGGAGGGCCGAACCAGGAGCAGAUGGACGUAGUGUUUGUGUGAAGUAAUAUAAGGGACCUGUAAAGGUCAUUGCAUAAAAGAUUUUGGCCUUUAGUAGAUAGUAAAGCAUGGAUAUUCCAAAUAAGUUUUUUGAAAACAAAUGCAUUUAUUAACAGCAUUAAAAAAAAAUUAAUAAUUCACUAUAAAACUGCUAUCAGUGAUUUUUUGCUAGUGCGUCAUAGUCUGGAGUAAAAUUUGUUGUGGCAAUUCUUAGGAGAGGUCUGAGGUGUUGGUCCGUUUACCUCGAUCUGUGACGGGUUGAUGUUGACGUUCAUGUGGCUGAACGUCACGUCGCGUAUGUCGAGCCAAAUUGGCCACUCUCUUUUAAACACUCGGCACGCUCGGUGUCCACCUUGCUUUUUUCCUUGGGCGACUCAUUUUAAUGGAAGGAUUCCAGGGCCAGGGGAAGGUUUGUGGGUGGCUUUAGCGCAAAACUGCAUCUGAAAGCUCAGCGCGCAAAUUACAAGAAUGCUUUCGUCACAGCCCACGCUCUAAAUUUGGGACUGAUACAAAUAGAGCGUGAGUGCGCCAUGUACACGUACACGCACUUGUGAGUGUGCACCGAGCUUUCUGACACGGCUUCCGGUAGUAAAUGCGCAGGCGAGCGCUUCCCCAUCUACUGGGGAAACGCAGUCAUUGCAGGCAAUAUGACCAAAAAAAACGUUUUAAUAAUACAAUUUAUUCAGGGUUGGCGGGCCGGAUUAAACAGUCCCGUGGGCCGGAUGUGGCCCGCGGGCCGUAGUUUGCCCACCCCUGGUCUAGCUCAAUCAAAUGUAGAGCUUCUAUCUGAUGGGAAUUUAGAGCUUAUUGUCCAAAUAGUCAAACCGAUCCGUGGUGGAAUGCGUCGUCGACUGAUGAACAGUACUAACAAAGAAAUUUUGACGCGUGAAAAACGACAUUUGCACAUACCUCGUAAUAAGGACAACAAUCUAUGCUUUGGUCUUUCACUAACCUAUCUGCUAAAUGACACGCUAACAUCAAAACAGGCCGUAAGGCAAGCCAGACUUUUGCAUCAGAGUGUGGGUUUAGAUUGUCAAACACCUGUGAGUCUGGGGGAUGUACAUAAAUUUGAAAAAGUUCUCAGACGGAAAAUAACUGUCAUGUACCGAAAAGAAGACAGCCGCCCCAUGACUUUCUUCGACACACAUUACCCUAAGACAGAUGAAGACACUCUAUUUGUUUUACACCUCGAGAAUCAUUACUACGGUGUGAAAACGAUAGAGGCAUUCGUGGGGUAUGCAUAUUUUUGCAGAUAUUGUUACAGAGGGCAUGAAAAUUGGCGACUCCAUCAAUGUGAGGGACACUGUAACAUUUGUCUCGAUCCUCAUUGUAGACAACGACAACUUAAAUUUAUCUGCCCUGAUUGUAACAAAACUUGUCGUAAUGAAGAAUGCUUUGCCAAACAUAAAGAGUUUCGAGCGACCAAUCGUGUGAGCAACUGCACCACAUACAAAAAGUGCUUGCAAUGCGGGCUCCAAUAUUAUGUGAAAGCUGAUGGUACCGGUGCUAAACAUCGCUGCCCCGUGAAAAGAUGUGCGGUGUGUAGUGAGAUCUUAAACCAAGAUGAUGAUGCCUUACUAAACCCGCAGCUGUGUUACAUGCAGCCCAUCAAGCCUCAACCGCCUUGUAAAAAUGUAGUCUACUAUGAUUUUGAAACUUAUGUAGAUGCAGAUGAUUUACACAACCCCUUUCUUAUCUGCUGUAAAUCAAAUAGACUGACGAAACGGUGGUUUGGGACAGACUGUGUUGACAAAUUCCUCACAUUUUUUCGAAACCCCCGGUUUAAACAAACGACAUUUGUUGCACAUAAUGCGAGAGAUCUUGAUUCCUACAUCUUGAUAAGGAGAAUGCUUGAAUUAGGUAUCAAACUUGACAUUCUGAUGCAAGGGAGUAAGGUUCUAUCAUUCGUCGAUUUAGACACAAAAUCUCAUUAUAUCGACUCAUUGUCAUUCUUAACGAUGCCGCUAAGUGCGAUGCCUAAGGCCCUGGGGCUUGAAGACAAAUCAAAGGGUUGUUUCCCACAUAAAUUUAGCUCAUUAGAACAUCUGAACUACGUAGGAUGUCACCCUGACCCCACGUACUACAAUGUCGAACGAAUGUCAUCCUCUCAACGAGCUAAGUUUGAUGAAUGGUACGUCAAAGAAGCUAACGGUGUGUUUGAUUUUGCUAAACAGGCGCUAACCUACUGUGAGAAUGAUGUUGAUUUGCUAAUGCAAGGAUGUGAGAAAUUCAGGCGCGAGUAUUUCGAGGCUACAGGAACAGACCCUUUCAACGCCGUCACAAUAGCCUCGGCUUGCAUGAAAGUUUUUCGCACUAAUUUCCUAACUCCUGAAACACUAGCUAUUACACCUUCAGACAACUACAUGCGACAGUACAAAGCUUUCUCACACGAUUCUAUUCAAUACUUGCAAUAGGUGAUGCAUAGUCAAAAUAUCCACAUUAGACAUGCAUUGAACGGGGGAGAAGUUAAGAUAGAUAACUACACUGUAGACGGGUAUUCUGAAAUCGGGGGGAUGAAAAUAGUUUUUGAGUAUUUUGGUUAUCACCAUGGCUGCCCAGAAUGCUACAACCUCUCUAAUAUAUGUCCAACAACAAAACGCCCCUUUCAGGAGAGGUUUGACAACACCCAAAAGAAAAUUCAGGAACUGCAGCUUAAACAAGAUGUGCACCUUGUAAUUAUGUGGGAGCAUGAAUGGUUGCAAAUGAAAAAAUUGAACACAGAGGUUAAGGAAUUCCUGAAAAAAGCCAAAUUUCCUACACCUCUCAAACCAAGGCAGGCUCUUUUCGGAGGUCGAACAAGCACAUUUGUUUUAAGAUACACGGCAGAAGCAGACGAGAGGGUGUUGUACGUCGAUGUCACAUCAUUAUAUCCUUUCAUUAAUAGUACAGGCAUCUACCCUAUUGGUCAUCCAACGAUUAUCCACGGUGAUUUUAAAGACCCAAGACUGUAUUUCGGCUUCAUAAGCGCUACCGUCAAUGGUUUGUAUUUUCCUGUUUUACCUUUCAAAACAGCUAAAGGUAAACUCGUCUUCACACUGUGUCGUACAUGCGCUGAGCAUAACAACCAGCAGUCAGCUUGUACGCAUAAUGAUGAGCAGAGAUUGUUAACAGGUGUUUGGACAACUCCUGAAUUUGUUAAGGCACUUGAUCUUGGCUACACUGUUGCAGAUAUUACCGAAGUAUGGCAUUACACAAGAGCGAGCGACACAAUUUUCCGUGAUUACAUGCGAGCAUUUCUAAAAGCUAAACAGGAAUCUUCAGGCUAUCCAGCGCAUGCGGUCAAUCAAGCUGAUAGAGAAAAUUACAUACAGAGCUACGCGAUUCAUCAGGUUAUCCAACUAGACCCUUACAAAAUUGCUGUAAAUCACGGGAAACGUCAGGUUUCGAAACUUUGUCUAAACAAUCUAUGGGGAAAACUAGCCCAGCGUGAGAACAUGACAAACACAAAAAUUGUGACAAAAUCUGAGGAGUUUUUUGAUCUUCUGUUUUCCGGUUUGUACGAUGUGAAAUUCUUUCACUUUAUCAGCGAAAAGCUUUCGAUCGUACAAUAUUGUUUCAACAUAAACAAUGAGAUACCAGCCUCAAAAACAUCAAACGUGACGGCUGCGUGUUUCACAACCGCUUAUGCACGUCUAAAAAUGUACAACUAUCUAGAAAUUUUACAGACGCGUGUUCUUUACACUGACACAGACAGUCUCGUGUACACGGUCAAACCUGGCGAAACUGUCCUCCCGCUAGGGGAUUAUCUGGGCGAUUUGACAGAUGAGCUUUCGAAUGACAGCAUUUCAGAAUUUGUCUCAGCAGGGCCGAAAACAUUCGCUUACAAGACAAGGGGAACAAACCGCACCGUCAUGAAGGUAAAGGGUAUCACACAGACUCACGAAAGCGGUCAGAGCAUCUAUCUUGACAGCAUUUUCGAUUUGGUUCAGGGGUACAUCGACACAGCAGGUGCAGUCUCAGAUGUGCUUUAUGCACCCCAACAUGGCAUUGUUCGCAGGGUUUCAUCUCAGAAACACAUCAUUUUCCAAGCGGCUUCGUGUGGUCUACGACAAAAGAAGAUUGCUCAAUCAAGGCCGCACUGAACCAUUUGGUUAUUGAAAAUGGCUUUUAACCAGAUUGAAUUUGACCCUAGAUUAGAACUUCCUUUCUCAUCGUUAAUCGCAGGGCCUUCAGGUUGUGGCAAGACGUUUUUUGUUAAAAAUGUUAUAGAAAAUCUUGAACAUGUUAUGAGAAAAAAAACUGAUAAUAUUGUCUGGGUUUAUACUUCAUAUCAACCAAUGUACGAUGAGCUCAAAAACCUGAAUAAAGACAUCGUUUUUAUCAAG
Messenger RNA from Syngnathus typhle (broad-nosed pipefish), 6128 nucleotides. RefSeq lists its product as uncharacterized. The transcript has 4 exons. The record is from RefSeq and is a predicted model, not a curated record. Gene Ontology annotation, biological process: DNA replication. Gene Ontology annotation, molecular function: DNA-directed DNA polymerase activity; nucleotide binding; DNA binding. The coding region runs from base 2451 to 4217 and encodes 588 amino acids. NCBI's taxonomy places the organism in Eukaryota, Metazoa, Chordata, Actinopteri, Syngnathiformes, Syngnathidae.